AUGACGACUGCAACUACUUACUCUAAAUCAUUUAUUACUAUUAUUAUUAUUAUUAUUCCUUCACUACUGCUUAUAGCAUUAUCAGUUGCAAAUGAUGCAACAAAUGAUAUAAGGAAUGAAGACAGUACGUCAGCGAAAAACUUAAGAAAUGAAUCAACUAUUGACCAAUCGAAAAAACCACUUACUUAUCAUGAUUAUUUCUAUAUAACUAUGAAAGAUUAUUUCUUGCAACUGAAAAAAACAAUUUAUAUAAAAUUGAAAGAAGCUCAACCUGAUACAAUCGAUGAUGCUAUCGAAUUUCAAUCAUGGACGCUGUCAAUACUAGCUGUAAUUAUAUUAUCAUUCGUAUUCAUUUGCUGCUUCAUACCACUCCUCGUCUGUUUAGCAUGUAAACUAUUUGGGUGUUGUACAUGCACUGGAUGCAGGACUAAUGAUGGAUUGACUCGCAGAUACAUUUUUUGGCAGAACUCUGCUCAAAAACGUUUAUCUAAUGAACACCGUAAGCAAAAUGGAAAUAUCCGGAACAAUAUUCUCAAAGUUGAGUUUUAUAAGUCAUGCCAUAAACGUGCUGUUAUUUCGGUAUGUACAAUGAACGAACAUGGGAGAGAAUCUUACCCAUUGCACAGAAAUUCCCGUUAUAAUCAGCAUUACAUACAGGAAACAUGCUUUAAAAAAUGCUCUGUAACCGGGAGAGCUUUGGAAUAA
Molecule: messenger RNA, 705 nt
Organism: Brugia pahangi
Lineage: Eukaryota; Metazoa; Nematoda; Chromadorea; Rhabditida; Onchocercidae
Source: the annotation of a GenBank genome assembly